AUGCCUCAGCGACGGAGACGGCCUGUCAUGAGUCCGUUUGCGCAGGGAUACACUCCACAAAUGAGAGAGGCCGUGGACCGAAUGCCGAUUCCAAACGAAAUCAAAUGUUGCGUCUGCAAGCGGCGUCGCCCGAAGUCCCUGUACUCGAACAAUCAACUCAGCUAUCUCCGCCAGGCGAUGUUCGAUCAUGGGUACAGCAACCUUCGUGACCAGCAGGUUGCUAAGUGUGGCCCAUGCACGAAUGCUCAGGUUUGUGAGGAGCUGUGUCAUCGUUGCGGUCACUACCGUGCCAUCGACCAAUUCGCUAGAAACCAACGGAAUCGCGAGAAUCCGCUCUGCCAGCCCUGCAUGAACUAUCAGAUGUCCCUCGAUCCUGCCGAUCAACCUCUUGCGAUCAUGGACAAGGUUGUGGUUGAGGAUAAGGGAGAGGAUGAGGAAGACGAGGUCAACUCUGAGUCUGCGGGUGGUUCUGGAUCUGUGGCUUUGUCUGGUUCCGUGGGACACUCUGACUCUGUCAAGCUCUCUGGACCUGCGUGUUGGCUGGAGAGCCUAGAACAGGGCACCGAGCGAGCUCUUGUCCUGCAGAAUGCUUCCACAGAUAGUGAGAAUAAGGAUAACGGGGGCGGCUUUGCAAGAGUCAAGGCGCACCGUGGUCGUCAGGAGCCUGUUCCUGACCCCGAGCCCGCCCCAGGCUGGGCACCGGGUACUCGCAAGGUCAACGAUGGCACUCCUUGGAAAGGAGAAAGGUUUCUCUAA
This is a messenger RNA of Penicillium hordei, 756 nucleotides long. RefSeq lists its product as uncharacterized. NCBI's taxonomy places the organism in Eukaryota, Fungi, Ascomycota, Eurotiomycetes, Eurotiales, Aspergillaceae. The transcript is spliced from 6 exons. The record is from RefSeq and is a predicted model, not a curated record. Bases 1 to 756 code for a protein of 251 amino acids.